This is a messenger RNA of Eurypyga helias (sunbittern), 813 nucleotides long. It is a transcript of the gene NSA2, whose product is annotated as NSA2 ribosome biogenesis homolog (S. cerevisiae). Lineage: Eukaryota; Metazoa; Chordata; Aves; Eurypygiformes; Eurypygidae. Gene Ontology annotation, biological process: maturation of 5.8S rRNA; maturation of LSU-rRNA. The record is from RefSeq and is a predicted model, not a curated record. Gene Ontology annotation, cellular component: preribosome, large subunit precursor; nucleolus. The coding region runs from base 134 to 793 and encodes 219 amino acids. The transcript has 5 exons.
CUGCUGCCCGCAGCCGCAGAACGAGUACAUCGAGCUGCACCGCAAGCGCUAUGGGUACCGCCUGGACUACCACGAGAGGAGGAGGAAGAAGGAGGGCCGCGAGGCCCACGAGCGGUCCCGGAAGGCCAAGAAGAUGAUCGGGCUGAAGGCCAAGCUCUACCACAAGCAGCGGCACGCCGAGAAGAUACAGAUGAAGAAGACCAUUAAAAUGCAUGAAAAGAGAAACACGAAGAAAAAGAACGAUGAAAAAACACCUAAAGGAGCUGUACCAGCAUACCUGCUGGACAGAGAGGGCCAGACCCGGGCUAAGGUUCUUUCUAACAUGAUCAAGCAGAAAAGAAAAGAAAAAGCCGGAAAAUGGGAGGUUCCUGUGCCAAAGGUCCGUGCACAAGGCGAAACUGAAGUCUUAAAAGUGAUUCGUACCGGAAAGAGAAAGAAGAAGGCCUGGAAGAGAAUGGUUACAAAAGUUUGUUUUGUUGGAGAUGGCUUUACUAGGAAACCUCCUAAAUACGAACGAUUCAUUCGACCAAUGGGCUUACGUUUCAAGAAGGCACACGUGACACAUCCUGAACUGAAAGCGACUUUUUGUCUACCCAUUCUCGGUGUAAAGAAGAAUCCUUCGUCUCCUCUGUAUACAACGCUGGGAGUGAUUACCAAGGGUACCGUCAUCGAGGUGAACGUGAGCGAGCUUGGCCUCGUGACACAAGGGGGCAAAGUUAUCUGGGGGAAGUACGCACAAGUGACAAACAAUCCAGAAAAUGAUGGCUGCAUUAACGCAGUGCUACUUGUUUGAUACUCAGCAUUGGACGUGGG